ACAACAAACAGAGUGAAGCCUUUAAAUCUGAAACCGAUGCCGGAACAGCCAACAUAUUUCACAUUACGGUCAGCAACGAAUGCAGUUCUACAGAAAUGUCCUUCAAAAUGUAUUGAAGCUGUUAUGAGCACACCACGAAUGCAGUACUGGACACUUACCGAAUGCAACAUUCUGUGUGAGGAUGAACGUACGCUUUCACACAUUCCUUUCUUGGGCGACCACGAAGAUGAUGUUGGCUUUGGCGAAGAAUUAUUGAAAACUUUUCAGGAAGUGAGUGUAUUAAAGAUAUAA
This is a messenger RNA of Acanthocheilonema viteae, 291 nucleotides long. NCBI's taxonomy places the organism in Eukaryota, Metazoa, Nematoda, Chromadorea, Rhabditida, Onchocercidae. The record is from the annotation of a GenBank genome assembly.